Messenger RNA from Penicillium malachiteum, 2166 nucleotides. RefSeq lists its product as uncharacterized. The transcript is spliced from 3 exons. Lineage: Eukaryota; Fungi; Ascomycota; Eurotiomycetes; Eurotiales; Aspergillaceae. Bases 1 to 2166 code for a protein of 721 amino acids. The record is from RefSeq and is a predicted model, not a curated record.
AUGUCACCCUCUGUUGAGGCCAGAGAGAGUCAAAUGCCACCGGCCGACUCGCAGGGCGCUACACGGUAUGGUGCCGUAGAUAACUUUGGGGUGACCCUUGGGAAUAUCUCCGGGGACCGCCACGAAAUCAUCGUUCAUAUGCACAACCAUGGCCCGGUAGACAGCUCUCUUCCUUCGUUGGUGAACGAGCUUCGCGCAUUCCUGCGCCGGGGCCGAAACCAAAACCAAAGAAGUGAUGCCGCCUCGAUUGCUUCAGUAAUGACUACAUACGACGAUGAUGACAAACAUGUCUGGCGAGAAUUUCGUAGGGAUCUCAUUAAACUGGGAUUUCGAAGUUCUGAUAUCCGCAAGCACGCCCCUGACCUCAAGGCUCAUCUUCAUGACCUGCGGCAUGACCCAGAUGAAGAUAUAGAAGAAGACUCCGAAGAAUCGCGCAGAUCCACCACUCCAAACGCGCGAAGCUCUCAACUAAACCCGAAUCCCGAACCUACUCAUAGGGAUACGCCGCCAGAGAGAUCUCCCCCAUUGCCCGUGCCUACUGAGUCCCCCGAGAGCAAUGAUGUUGAAUGGGGCUCAGGUUUUGGUCGGAAAAAGCAGUACACACCCCGACGUCGAGGAAGUUUAGCAGAUGAUCAAUGGAGCUCCGCAGCGACUGUACGCGAGCGUAAACCCACACAGAAUCCGAACCCUGCGCCUCGAAAAGAAGCGCGCAAUGCCAAAUCAUCAAGAUCUCAACCUCCAAAGAAAUCUCAAACUGCUGAAGGACCGCUUGUGGAAGCUCGCGAACCCAAACCAUCAAAGUCCCAAUCUAAGCCCCAAAACAAGGGCAGAUCGACGAACAACACACCACCGAAAGAAACUCCCAAGGCGGAUCAACAAGCUGACCUCGAUCCUAAGGAGCUUUUCGAUCAAUUUUUUGCCGGUUUUCCCCCUUCGAACCAGCAGAAUACUCCCCAGCAUCAUCCACAACAGCCAUCUCAUACUACAGGAGAGCCUUACUAUAACACAUAUGGGCAGAAUCCUCAACAACCCCCGCAACAGCCUCCUUAUCGCCCUGCAGAUUCUUACUUUUCAGGAAAUGGCCAGAGUCCGCAGCAGUAUCCGCAAGGACCACAACAGCCAUAUACCCAACAGAACUCGCAACAAUAUCCUCAGCAGCAUUUUCCGUAUUCAUACUACGUGCCCCCAACUACUGCUGCGCCUGACUAUUAUCAACAGACGCAAAGCCCUUUCUAUUCAAAUGACGCCCAGCAAAAUCAUGCACCCCAAAAUCCAUUUAUGGGUGGAAAUCGAACGUAUCAAACUCCACCUCCGCAGCCAUCAUAUGCACAACCUUAUCCAUAUCCGCAACCGCAACCACAACCACAGCCACAGCCACAGUCACAGCCGCAACCACAGCCAGGCCCAACUUACACGCCAACCGAUGAAGGAGCGAAAAAAGCAGAUUAUCCGUUGCCGAAGAUCGAGACAAUAACAUGGAGAGCUCUCUCAAAAGAGGAGCGACAUCCUAUUGAGAAUAUUCCAGUUCUACCAGAGGGGUGGGACUGGCGAAUAGAUGACCGCAAUCGACUAUUUUACGUCGAUACAUACGCAAAAGGCAGAGAGAAACGCUGCUUCUGGCAUCGCCCUGAAGAGGAAGAUGAUGAUCACUUUGAACUUUCAGGAUGGGAGAGAGUUUGCACAGUAUUUGGUCGCAUCUACUGGCUCCACAAAGAAUCGCGAAUUAUCUCUUACCGAUUUCCUAUCCGGUGCGACCAGCUUGGUCUCGAGAAUGGAGAGCUUUAUGUGUUCCAGGGUAGUUGGAAACAUUGGAGAAAAGCCGAUCUCAGCACUUUCAAACUGAAGGAUAAUGAUGUUUAUUGUCAGAUAACACAUGAUGUCUGGGAGAAAGGCUUAUCGGACGAAGCUAUCGUUGUGCGAGGUGAGCUGUGGUGGAGGAACGAUGCUGUCAGAGAAAAGAAUUUGAAGUUAUCUGCAUGGCGACCCGCCGAGGCAGUUCUUAAUGAGAUCAUUCAGUUCACCGAGACUGCAGGGUCAUUAAAUGGGACCCCAUCCUUGAUUGACUCUGAUGGAACACUGCGAAACCCACAGGAGAAUAUUCCCCAGUUUGACGGUCCGGGCAACGGGGUGAACAAGAAGGCGAUUCGAAUUCUUUCAGCGAGGUGA